Messenger RNA from Coprinopsis cinerea okayama7#130, 948 nucleotides. RefSeq lists its product as hypothetical. The record is from RefSeq and is a predicted model, not a curated record. NCBI's taxonomy places the organism in Eukaryota, Fungi, Basidiomycota, Agaricomycetes, Agaricales, Psathyrellaceae. The transcript has a single exon. The coding region runs from base 1 to 948 and encodes 315 amino acids.
AUGCCCAGCAACAUCGAACUAGCCAUCGCCGACGCUCUCGCCCUCUCAUCAAAGACCCAAUCAUGCUCCCCCACACCGAGCAUCGCCCACGUUAUCUCAGCCUACAUCCGCGUCGCAGGUUUCGCCGAUUUGCAUCCUCACCUCGACUGCACUUCGCCAGCGGACGCGAUAGCCUCAUCCUCCUCCUCAGCGCUCUCCGAUGCAGCAGUUCUAUCCGCCUUUGAACGCGCCCUCGAGAAGCACGCCUCGCCGCUGUGCAAAGCGGGCUCGGAGGCUGCGAAGCUCGUCGCGCGUGUUCGACGGGAUUACUGGCGUUGUGUUCUUCUCGCUUCGGGAAGCCAGGACGAUGAGUUAACGCAGUUGCUGCUCGAGUCGCAAACCAGAGAAGCAGCAGCAUAUGCUUCUGUAUCGUCCCCUCCUUCUCCCUCCCCGCAGUCAAAGUCCAAGAAGGCGAAGACUCCGAAGCGUGGUACUGCGAAUGUCGAUGUCGAUGUGACGGACUCCAAGGACUCUGAGGACGACAAAUACAUUUCGACGCCGACGAAGGCGAAGACGAAGGUUGGCUUGUUCUGCCCGACGACCUCUGGCCUUGAAUCGCUCGUUGGCCGCAAGAACGGUUUCCCCGAGCGCAGCCAGAUCUACCUCAAAGGUCAAGGCUGGAAGACCCUCUACCCCUGCCCAUGCUGCGGCUCCAUGGUUCGCGCUCGCGAGGUCCUGCGGGUGCUUGACAUGGAAGCGGGGGACGAGGAUGUUGAGAUGGCGGAUGCGACAGCUGAUUCUUCCAUGAUCAUAUCGCCUGAGCCCAAGAAACGCAAGUCUAGUAUGGCCAAGGGGGGUCGCAAGAAGACGAAGCAGGUGAAGAGGGGAAAGCAGGUUGCGGUGAAGGAUGCGUCUUCACAGGUUUCUUUUGACCCUUACGGUCCUUCAACGAGUAAGGCUUCUAUGUGA